AUGUCUUCCAUUGCACGACCUCCAGAUCCUUGCUUGGUCGCCGUCGUCCUAAUCGCUCGUUCGCGCGCUGGUCCUCGCUUCGUGUUCCAUUACCCUCCCAGACCGCUCGCCGAUAACGCCCUGCGACCCCCCAAAGCAAGACGUACCUCACGAUCAAGGAGUAGGCAGAACUCGAAAGGCAACGACUCCACUUCCAGUGACGACAGUCAUUCAAGUUCUGAUGAGGAUGAGGAGGAAGCUCCUAGUCAGAACCUGAACAAUAGCAACAACAGCAACAACAACAGCUAUAUUGCAGGGAGCAGGAGAUCGAGCAACUUUGGACUUGACGACUCAAAUACCCUGAGUGAGAACCAACGGCCCGGGUCGAUCAGCUCAUCUAGAGCUUAUUUGAGAAAACGCGGUGCAAAUUCGGAUGCCGAGACUGAUUCUGGCGUCGGGUCUGAUCGACAAGAAGACGGAUCAAGGGAGUCGGACGGUCCUAACCGAGUGCCGUGGGAGUCAAUAUUAGGUCUCCCGGUUGAUGUAUGGGAGAAGCUACUGAGCCCGUCGCGCUCGUGGCACAAAAGACGCUUUGAGCUCGGGAUUAAUGACCUUGCGUUCGUCGGAUGGCCGGUCUUUGUUCGCGAAGAUGGAAAUUGGAGAAAACAACGACGAAAGAAAAAGAAGAAACAGCGCGCAGAAUGGGAAAGCGGGGAGCUUGGCCAUAACGAUGCGACAGAAGAUUCUCAGGACGAUGGUAACGAUGCUGUUGCAGCAUCGACCGAGACCCUGAGUCCGUUCUCGGCGCUUCAUCCCAUAUCCCAACGGCCGUCCGUACCUAACAGUCGAUCUUCGCAAAUGUCAAGCGAGCCAUUAGAUGCUGACGACAAGGAUAUGAUGACUAUGUUCAAUGUCGUCUUUGUUCUGGAUCCGCCCUUGCUAGAAUAUUCAAUGCGUGUACGAGAGAUAUAUGACAACGUCAUCAAGAAAUUCUCCAAAGCUUUGAAGUGGGAACAGUCUCGGACAAACUACGUAUGGAGGGAAUGCCAGCACAUCUUGAACAUUAAGGAGAAGGCAAAAGAAAAAAGGUCAUCUCUGAACAGUCUUUACGCCGACAUAAUCAGCCAGUCAUCCCUUGCCAGAGCGAUCCGUACUCUGUAUACCAGUAUAUCAGCUUCGAAGAUUGCAUCUGUCACUUUGAGCCCUGACGUGUCCAUAUCUCUUCAGAUACCGCCAUUGACCUCGACGCCGUACCUCCCAGGACCGACCGACCAAGCAUACCCGGGACUCUGGCUCACUACGGCAGACAGCAUAAGUCCCGCGGAUGAUCCAAUGACCGACGACAAUAGCGCGCCUCAUCAAGUUUUGGCCAAGCACUUUGCACUACUGUUGCUCGACAAUGAGGCGACCAUAAUAAAGGACGUGGAAGCGGCUGGGGGAGCGUUAGCCCCACCACUGGUUCAUUACAUUCGCUGCUCCAGUCCAACAAAGUCCUUUGUUCAAAUCUCACAGAUUUCUGGUAUGCCUUUGCCUACGAUCCAAUUCCUAGCAAGCCAUCUGGUUUACUGGCGAAGAGCUCGCGCAAUUCCUCCCCUCCACCAGCGGGAUACCUAUAUCGUCUCACCGAAUUGCGAUCUUAGCAAACUAGAGGUUGCGUCGGCCGCCUAUAAAGUGGCUUUCCCAACUCUCCCCAGCCUCCCGAAAAUGUUAUCAGCUUUGAGUGGGACACCAAGGCCUUACGGAAACUUCAUUCCAAGUAAGGACCACAAAGCCACCUACUUUCUGAUAUUGGCAUGGCUAUUGCGAGGCGGUUGGGUUACGCAACUUCGGUCUUUUGCUCGAGUGAAAGUAUCUCCUGAAAUCAAAAUGGCUGUUGAACUAGCCAUCCGACGAGAGGAGGUAGACAAAUACUUGAGCAAAGGUAAACCGCCAGUGGCUACAUCGGACAAGGAGGAUUCCGUGAAUGAUGAAAGAACUGAGGGCAGUGAUUUCGACGAUGCCUCGUCGUCCUCCUCAUCCUCGCUUGCAAGUCACGGGAGCGGGGAUGCUACACCAAUGCCGAAUCGCUUCAGAGCGGACACUGGCGUCGAUUUGACACAUUCUCUGCUCGAUCAAACUGCAUCCUUGAAAACGUCUUCCCUCAUACUGUUGCCUCACAAAGUGUCCCCGCUGGAAUCUCGAUGGCUAGACGAGAUUGUGGCACGGUUCCCUGACAACGCCCCAGACUUUGUUGGAAAUACAACUGAGGUUGAUUCUGCCACCCCCAUUCCUGCAAAGUCGCUGAAGGAGGUCUGGCCAACGUACCUGAAGUAUUUUAAUGGCUAUGACGCUUUAGAGAAGAUCCCUGUUCGAGAAGGACUGAAGCGGAAACUGGUCUCGCAGGUAUUAACGCGCCUAGGGCUCGUUACUGGUCAAUCAUCCACUGAACUGGAUCCUAGAGAGCAAGUUUUGGUUUCUUUUAGACAUUGGUAG
This is a messenger RNA of Aspergillus nidulans FGSC A4, 2451 nucleotides long. Its product is annotated as nitrogen permease regulator 3 family protein. Bases 1 to 2451 code for a protein of 816 amino acids. NCBI's taxonomy places the organism in Eukaryota, Fungi, Ascomycota, Eurotiomycetes, Eurotiales, Aspergillaceae. The transcript has 2 exons. The record is from RefSeq and is a predicted model, not a curated record.